Molecule: messenger RNA, 2502 nt
Organism: Seminavis robusta
Lineage: Eukaryota; Bacillariophyta; Bacillariophyceae; Naviculales; Naviculaceae
Source: the annotation of a GenBank genome assembly
AUGGACCCGUCCAAACGUUCUCCCAUGCCCGAGGAACCGAUGAAACUGCUUCGGCUCUCCUCCGUCGUACCCUUCCAGCCUGGGAUGAACAACAACCAUCGCCAGCAGGUGCUUGGGGAUCCCAACAAUGCUUCCCAGUUUGCUUGCGUCUGGAAUGCCAAGGUUGGAAUCCUCACCUGUCCCGUGAUCAUCACCCUUGACAAUGGAGACCCCGUUGUUGUUGGGGAUUUUACCGACACCAUUGGUGAGCCCUUCGCUGUUUCCCUCCCGGUUGAUGAGUUCUUUGGUUUUGUUACCACUUUUGUCCGUGCUGGUGAUGCCGCGCAUUUCCGCUUGGGAGUGCACCCCAUCUCCCCUGACACUGUAGCUGGACCACCGGUUGCUCCUCCUGCUGGAGUCCCUCCUCCUAGGCGCAACCGCCAGGAACUCCCAGUCCCUGUGGAAGCUACCCUUGGGCGCCUCAACUUCCCUGGCCUUCCAGACGAACCUGGCGAUGAUGACCUACCAAGGAUUGCGGCUUUGCCGGUGUUCCAGCCUCUUGAGCCUGGUUUCACGUUUGAUCACCGCUCGGAUCUCCAGAACAACCAUUCGUACCGUGACACUUACCGCCUGUUCCAUGUUUGGAGGGAAGGAAUGCAGUACCUUCGCGCCAUGAACGGGUGGAUGUCCGUCACCACCGGUGGAACGUUGUUCCACCUCCCUGGGUUACAAACCGCUGCCGUAAACCCUAUUGCCCAACUGGCCGUACGGCCCCGGGUCCUUGCUGCUCCUGUGCCUGUCCUUCCUGACAGCCCCCUCUAUGGACCAGCUCGCACUAGGUUUGCUACCUGGUCCACCACUGCCUGGGUCGACAUUGGAUCUACUCUGGAGCCCCUGCCCAACGAGAUUCCUCCUGUUGUUGGAGGUGGUCUAAGUGCCGACCAGAUCAAGGCCGUUGUUGAACCCCUUAUCAAACGAGACAAGGCAUUUGGCUCUGCUGAACGGACUGCUGCCCGUCUCCGAAUCCUUCUUGCAGGAUUGCCCAUUGGUGACACUGAUGACACUGCCGCCAUGGUGCUCCCGGAUCUACGGGAAGAGUUCAGUGCUUACUUAUCCAUGGGAUCCAGUUCCACUGCCGGUGAUGAUCUUCGAGAGUUGGUCAAAGCCCGGUUGGUCCUGUCCAAUGCAAGCGACCGAGCGGUAGACUCCAGCGUCACUUUCCGCCCUGAGAAUAUCACGUUGGCAUUCAGUGACAGGAUCAGGACUUUCUCCUGGCUGUCCGUUCGGCUCCUGUCUGCUUCAUUUACAACAGCCCAAUCGAACCUAUGCCUUAUCCAUUUCUUGACCCCCGAACGCGACGCACUGUCUGUCGUUGCUGACGGUGACCACCAAGCCCGGACGAUUCUCAUGGCCAAUUCGACCUACAGCACUGCGCAGAUUGAAGCCACAAAGAACAGUCAGCUGUACUCCGGGUGUGCUCUGCAGCACUUCCGUCAUGUGUACGAAGCAUUCUGCAAUCUCCGGCUCCUUUUUGCAGUCAUGAUUACUGACUUAACGACGCCCAUUGUUAUUGUCAAGAUGGCGGAAUACGUCAACCUAUUGAUGGACGCUUCUGGGAAAGACCUAUGGGAUGUGUACCGAAACCAUCCGUACCUUGCCAUUCACCCGUGGCAAGAACUCCAAUCAAUCCUUGGGGCUUUCCUUAGGCCCGCAACCAAUGCCACUUUGUACGCAGGAGUGAUUGCAGGAACGGGAGUCCAGUACAGUGAUUUCCGUGGCGCAAUAGCCACUGCUGAUUCCCAUAUCCAUGACCUCCAAGCCAUCCUGAAUGGGAGCGGUUUGGGAAAGUUUGAAGGCACACCUACCUGUGCCUCUUGGUUCAAAUUCAUUGGAACCCAUGCCGGCCGUCCUCCUGCAGCCGCCCGUCCUCCUGCAGCUCCCCCUGCACGAAGUGGUGAUCGUCCUGGUGACACAGCACCUGCUAAGCGCCAGAGGGUGGACGAUCCGGCUGAGAACGAUCGAAAGAAAACCCUUGGUAUACUUACUUUUGACUCCACUGUCGCUGGGACUAGUCGUCUUCCCACUGUUACCGCCCGAGCCAAGAAGCGUGGCUCCAAAACCCCUGAACGGUUGUGCAUGAAGUUCUUGACUCAAGGUUUCUACUGUGCCAAUGGCAACGACUGCAAGAUGCCUCAUAUCGCCAACAUCGAACUCCUUACAGAAACAAUCGGGCUAAGCUCAUAUCGUUUGUCAAGGCCCAGGCUGGACUUGCCUGGGCCCCUGGUAAAAUGCCUGCUGUUGCCCAAGCCUGGUCCCAGAUCUGUGCCCGCUGACGAUGUACCAGACGCUGAUAUUGGAAAUGGCAUGGCCAUUCGACCCGCCCAAGAAUGGUACCCGACUCAAUCCAAAGUGAUUGAUCCUGAGGACAUUACGCUGAAGGAAGUCUUCACGCAGUCCGUCCAGCGACGCUUCCGUGGUCAACUGGCCAAACGACACCCUGCGGUGCUGGCCAAAGUUGCUUGA